This is a messenger RNA of Colletotrichum chrysophilum, 1917 nucleotides long. RefSeq lists its product as uncharacterized. The transcript is spliced from 5 exons. The record is from RefSeq and is a predicted model, not a curated record. Gene Ontology annotation, molecular function: ATP binding; ATP-dependent protein folding chaperone. NCBI's taxonomy places the organism in Eukaryota, Fungi, Ascomycota, Sordariomycetes, Glomerellales, Glomerellaceae. Bases 1 to 1917 code for a protein of 638 amino acids.
AUGAGCUUCAAUCUUCCCCUCCGGCCGGCCUCGAGCAGUCUACGGAACCAAGCGAGCCGGAGCAGCUACUUCACCAGCUUCACGCCCAACUCCUCCACCGAAGCCGUCAAUGGCCCUCCGCAACGACAGGCUCCUCCACGUGAGCUGUUCGGCCCGGCCGAUCGACUGAUUGUAGGCGUCGAUUUUGGAACCACUUUCUCAGGCGUCGCCGCCGUCUACACGUCAACACCAGACGAUGUCGAAAUCAUCAAGACAUGGCCCGGCGGCAAUGGCAUCACCUCGGACAAGGUGCCCACCGAGAUCAGCUAUGACUUUCCUCAGAAUGCCCCCGAAGGCACAAAACCUAAUGUGAAAUGGGGCUUCCAGUUCAAGCCAGAGGAAUCCCGCCUUCGGUGUAUCAAACUAUUCCUUGACCGCUCACAGAAGUUACCUUUCUACGUGAGCCCAUUGGAAACGGCGGCGCAGCUAAAACGCUACAACAAGAACGUCCUUGAUGCCGUUAGCGACUAUCUCACACAAGUCUACAAGCACACAAUAGACACCCUGACUCGAAGAUACGGCGAAUCCUUCAUGGCGUCCACCAAGGUCGAGUUCGUCCUGACCUGUCCAGCGGUGUGGUCAGACGCGGCGAAGAACACGACUUUGCAAGCCGCCGAACGAGCCGGCAUGGGGUCCAUGUCGGAGAUCCAAAUGAUCAGCGAACCCGAAGCCGCGGCUGUCUACACGCUGAAGGCCAUCCAACCAAACCACCUAAACGUUGGCGACAACUUCAUUGUCUGUGAUGCUGGUGGCGGAACUGUCGAUCUGAUCGCCUACAAAAUUAUUUCACUCAAGCCGCUCAAGGUCGAAGAGUCUGCCGUGGGAACCGGCGGUCUUUGCGGAAGUGCAUUCCUAAACUACAGAUUCGAAGAGCACGUGAAGAACAAGCUCGGUCAUACCCGGUUUGACGAAAUGAUGCACAAGAAACAGAAAACAUGGCAGAUGGGCCUCAGAUAUUUCGAAGAGUUUGUGAAGCGGAACUUCAACGAAGAUGAGCACCAAGAGGUCAACGUACCAUUCCCUGGGUUACCAGACGACGAAGAGGCCGGGUUGGACUGCGGAUUUAUGAUCAUGACGGCCGCCGAGAUCAAAGAAAUAUUUGAGCCCGUAGUCAAAGAGGUCUGCGAUCUUGUCCAGGGCCAGGUAGAUGGGAUUCGCCAAGCGGGCGGCGUCGUGUCUGGGAUCGUGUUAGUCGGAGGGUUCGGCCAGAGCGACUACCUCUACCGGAGACUGAAGUCGCAUUUCAACAGCGCGGCACCACCACCUUACACCGAACGGCCGACUCAUGGAACCAUGACCACACUGCAAGAGACUGCGUCCAUCGAAGUGAUGCAGCCUGUGUAUGCCUGGACGGCUGUUGUGCGUGGAGCAGUUCUGCGAGGACUCGAGGGCAACAUGGUGAUAUCGAGGAAAGCCCGGUACCACUACGGCACAUCAUACGCAACCGUGUACGACGAAGAGAAACACUCGGUCAGCGAGCGGUACUGGUCACCACUGUGGGAGCGGUGGAUGGUGUCGGACCGCAUGCAGUGGCACAUUGCGAAGGGCGAGGCAAUAUCACCUCAGGAGCCUAUCGCAUUCCACUAUACUCGAAACUUCCGCCCUGGGCAGUCCCUUACGGUGACAGACGAUCUAAUUGCAUGUGAAGCAGACGAACCGCCCUCAGCAUACACUCGUGACCUCAUACACGUAUGCACACUCACAACAGAUCUUGCAGCAGUGCCACGAAGCUUGUUCACAAGGUUAACAACAACACGAGGCGUGGAGUUUGACAAUCUUGACUUUACACUGGAGAUGAUUGUCGACAGUGCUGGUCUGGGAUUUGAGCUGAAGGUGGACGGCGUCAGGUAUGGCCGUGUCGACGCCGAGUUCCACUGA